AUGUCAGUUCCUGGCAAGGUAGGCACGUUUUUCGCCGGCCUGGCUGGCAAGACGACGCAUUCCAAGCUCGGCUUCAAGCUGCUUGCAUCGGACCCGGUGCUGGACACGGCGCGCCACUUUGGCUUCAAGGUGGUCGAGUACGAUGUGCCGCCGUACCCGCUGUGGACGGCGGGCGUGAUCGCGGUGCGCAUGCUCUCGUUCAUCGUCGGUUCGGCCGUGGUGGCGUACAUCCUGUACCACAACGUGGCGGUCAAAUCCAAGGCGGGCAAGUGGUUCUCGAUCGUAUCGCUCAUCAGCACGCUGCUGGCGUGGCCCAUGCUGACGGGACGCUCGGGCGUCAUGCUGCUCGACUUCUGGCGGCCCGCGCUCGGAUUCCGAUCCAGCCUGCUCGUCUGGGACAUCUUCCACAUCCGCACGCACGAUGAGGUGCGCUCGUGGUCGUUUGCGCGCUUCUUUGCGCAGCUCUGGACUUUCCCAAAGGAGCUCGACGACCUGGCCGAACGCGCCAAGGAAGAGGGCUACGAGCGCAACGCGCGCUGGGAGAACCUCAAGGGCAUGCCCAAGGUCGCCGUCGAGGCCGUCGCCAUGUUUGGAACGCUCUACUUUAUCCCGCCCUUCGAGCUGACGCGCAACAUGAGCCAGCUCGCCUACCACGGCUACUGCGAUGCGCUCGGCCUGUGCAUCCUCAUGGCGCUCGCGCUGUUCGGCGACGGUCUGCUCAAGGCGCUCGGCAUCCUCAUCAACGUCGAGAUGGCCGACAUGUUUGAGAAUCCGCUCGGAACGACCAACAUUCGCCUGUUCUGGAGCCACUGGAACCGCGCCAUCGCCACGGUGCUGCACCGCGUCGUGUUCGGCGGUGGCAAGAGCAAGACGGUCAUCCGCAAGAAGAAGCUCGAGGCCGAGGCGGCGGCCAAGCGACGAUUCUCGCACAUGGACGGCAUGUCCGAGACCGACGCCGGCCAUACCUCGGGCGAAGACGAACACGCGCACUCGAACGGCGGCCGUCGUCGCAACGCCUCGGGCCUCAAGCCUCUGUCGCAGGUCGCCGACGGCGAUGCGCAGCUUCGCAACCGCAAGAACGGCAAGGCGGACAAGAAGCCUAACGGAUCGGCUGCCUCGCGCACGGGUGCACCGGCCAAGAAGUCGUCGUUUGCACCCAAGGCGGCGGCAGCGAUCGUGACGUUUGCCAUGAGCGGCAUCUUCCACGAACACAUCACCUACUUUACGCUCGGCUUUGCCAACGGCGAGAACUUCCUCUUCUUCCUGCUCAACGGCGUCGCCACCGUGACGGCGACGUGGUUCAAACGCACCUACCCCGAACUCAACGACAAGAUCCCCACCUGGCUGUCGGUCAUCAUGCUCCACGUCUUCUUCGUCUCGGUCAUCCCGCUCUUCUGCUCGCCCUUUAUCCGCUCGGGCUUCUUUGUCCAGCUCGAGGCGCUCCGGUACGAGCUCAUGCCGAUUCGUGACAGGCCGCGUGGCAGCUUCAUCUACCUCUUUGGCCAGUAG
Messenger RNA from Moesziomyces antarcticus, 1509 nucleotides. RefSeq lists its product as uncharacterized. The coding region runs from base 1 to 1509 and encodes 502 amino acids. Gene Ontology annotation, biological process: lipid metabolic process. The record is from RefSeq and is a predicted model, not a curated record. NCBI's taxonomy places the organism in Eukaryota, Fungi, Basidiomycota, Ustilaginomycetes, Ustilaginales, Ustilaginaceae. The transcript has a single exon.